GUGACAGGAAGCCCGGUGUUUGACUGGCUGCCGGUGACAGAGGAGCCGUCAUGUCGCUGCAGUUUACAGAUGAGGAGUUUCAGGACGCGUGGAAGGAGCUGGACGAGCCGCAGCUGGAGGGAGGAUGGGAGCUCUUCACCGAGACGAUGGGAGUGAAAAUCUACCGCCUUUAUGACAAGGAAACUGGACUUUAUGAGUACAAAGUCUUUGGUGUGCUCACCACCUGCACUCCAGAGCUGUGUGCAGAUGUCUACAUGGACUUGACCUAUCGGAAACAUUGGGAUGGAUAUGUGAAAGAGCUCUAUGAGAAAGACUUUGAUGGACAGUCAGCAAUCUACUGGGAGGUGAAAUACCCGUUUCCUCUGUCAAACAGAGACUAUGUGUACAUCAGGGAGAGGAGAGACCUGGAUGUGGACGGCAGGAAGAUCUGGGUGAUCCUGGCCAGAAGUUCUCCGGAGACGCCGUGUGCAGAAAAGAGCGGCGUGCUGCGGGUCAAAGACUACAAGCAGAGCGUCGCCAUGGAGAGCGACGGAGCGUGUGGAACUAAAGUUUUCUUGAAUUACUUCGACAACCCUGGUGGUAUGAUUCCUACCUGGCUGGUGAACUGGGCAGCCUAAGGUGAGUGCACACAAGUUUAUUUUACUUUAAUUUCCAUUUUACUGCAAAUACAGUACAAACAAUGCAAGUAUACUUAAAGAAAAAAAACAACCUCUUUAAAUCUGAUUGGUCCAUUGAGUAGCUGAAGGGCCUGACUGAACAGUCACAGAUGGCUCACAUGUACAGAAUUUCUUGAGUGGGAUAAAUAAAGUGUAGCUCAACAUGACUGGUUUGAAUCACGAAUCAUGUCAAACUUUAGAGGUGCAGAGUUGAGUCUGCAACAUAUUUUAUUUAGCAGUUAGGAUCUCAUGUAACAUUUGCAUGAUUUAUUGCAGGAAGAAAUGUGUUCAGUUUGUGCAAACUUGCCUCACUUAGAGAUAUUUCUCAACAGAGGAGAUUUGAAUUCCUGCAUGAGGAUUAGACUUCCUCAGCUGCAUGAAGGAGAGAAAAACUAGGUGUGUAAGAAAACUGAAGGAGGUGGUUGUAUUAUAUGUUGAUAAGUAACACAUGCAACCAUGAGCCUGUGCUUCGUUCCUUCCCCCCCUGCUCUCCAUCAUCAGCUGUACUGUGUUAUAAUACAACCAAACUCAUGAGGUAGUUGUUCUGUUUUACAUGUUUUUAUGUCUUGUCAGAAAACUGAACUAGCAAAAAAACUGUAUUUUGAAAAGUGAGUUUCCCCUGUUCACAUUAAAACGCCAGGCUGACAGUUUUAGAUUUAUCCACUUUGGGGAACUUUUUUUUUCCUCCAACAUUUUUUUUUUUGUUUUACAUUUCACUAAUUGUGCUUGUACUUUUUGUCUGCAGUUAAUUGUAUGUCUGAUGUUCAGGGUCAGAGGUUUGAUUUGGUUGAAAAAUGUAAAGCCUUGUUCUAAAUAUUUUAAGGAUAUAAUGUGUUCAGACUUCCCCACCAGCAAAUCACGAUCUCCAAAACGUACAUAUGUUCACUGCUGACCUACAGAAAAAGCUCUUUGAUGUGGGCUUUAAAGUGGGUGUUAAAUGGGUUCACUCACAGGCCUCACAGAGCUCCAUCCCUCCGCCUGCUUCACGCUUUUUCCAGCAUUAUUGUUAGCAGAUGUGUGGCAGGGUGAUGUCAACAGCUCCUCACUUGGUUGCCCCUCCUGGGUGGGUCUUCUUGGCACAUGUGCUCCUAACGCUCACUGACAGAUACUCUCUGUGUGUUUUCAUUAAACAGAGUGGCGUGCCAGGUUUCUUAACAGACAUGCAGAAGGCCUGCGGCAAUUACAAAACCUACUGCCAGAAGAAAUGAGUGCAGCUGACAGGACAGGGGCUCACGCACAAGGGCUUUGAUCCGUUUUAUUGAUUUUUAGUUUUGGGAGAUGUUUUGAUGUUCUAUGUUGAAAUGUGACUUUUCUGUAUGGGGUGAAUGCGGCAUGGUGUGGGCUGCUACUUUUCACUGUAGCAUGCUUUUGACUCAGGCAUGAUCUGCAUGACCAGCUGCCCUCAUUAACAGGCUGGUGUGAAUCAAUUCUGUUCGGCUGUGCUGUUUUAAUCAAUGCUGUAUUGUCUUUUCUGUGCUAUCACUGUAAGCUCCAGUCCCCUCCAGGAUUUAGGAGCUUUCAUAGCAAUUUUUAAGUAAAUGUUUAUAUGAAAAGAAUCAAAUAUAUUAUUAUUUGAGUGGUGAAACUGAUUAGGAAAAGUUGCAGCUUCUUGCAUAUGUCUUUUCCUCAUUUUAAUUUGCUAAUUUUAUAUGUUAAAUGCAACAAGAUGCAAUAUAAUUUGAUUUAUUGUUUGUUUGGUCACACUGGAAUCUUCUCACUGUCCUUUUCAAUUCAGUUGAAUUCACUCAUUUAUUAUAAACUAAGUGAAAAUGACAAAUCUGCUCCCUCAGAGGAAAGGAUGCCAGGCUAGGUGUGGUUCAUUUCCAUGGGUUCAUUACUUAUGCAAAGACCAUGUUAUGGAUGCAUAUGAUCAAAGAUACAGUAUCUGAGAUGAUACUGUAUUCAGGCUGUACUCAGUACCUCAGUGCUCCUGUUGAUACAGAUACAUAUGUUUUAAUCUGGUCAUGAAAUGCCUAUUACUGUGUAAUAUUGCUGUGUUAUUGAAAUUAAUAAAUUUUUAAUU
Lates calcarifer (barramundi perch) is the source of this 2679-nucleotide messenger RNA. It is a transcript of the gene pctp, whose product is annotated as phosphatidylcholine transfer protein. Gene Ontology annotation, molecular function: phosphatidylcholine intramembrane carrier activity; phosphatidylcholine binding. The transcript is spliced from 5 exons. Bases 51 to 617 code for a protein of 188 amino acids. The record is from RefSeq and is a predicted model, not a curated record. NCBI's taxonomy places the organism in Eukaryota, Metazoa, Chordata, Actinopteri, Centropomidae.